AUGACCAAACGAGUGACAAAAGCCAAAGGCAACACAAGGUUGGAAUGCUUCAGGACCCCCGCCCUGCAGAAGCAGGCUUUGGAUGGAAAAUCACGGCAGCAGUAUGCCAGGGGCAAAUUCAAGGAGAUCUGUGAGCGCCCAAAUGGCUCCUGCCAGGAAUUUUGCCUUGAAAAAGAAGUCCAUGCCAGGCAAUGUUUAAAUGGCCUAACAUGCUGCCUGCCUGUGGGGAAUGAGCCCUUCAUCAAGCCUACAACACCCAAGGAAAGAUGA
Molecule: messenger RNA, 270 nt
Organism: Panthera uncia (snow leopard)
Lineage: Eukaryota; Metazoa; Chordata; Mammalia; Carnivora; Felidae
Gene: DEFB108B
Product: defensin beta 108B
Exons: 2
Coding region: 1-270 (89 amino acids)
Source: RefSeq, a predicted model, not a curated record